AAGCAAUCACCGCUACACCCUGUGCGCCAUGGCCGGCCACAUGCCGAGGGUCGUGGCGGCUCGUCGGUGGCUAUGCCGAGGCCGCGUGCCGCCGUGGCUGGGCGAGGUCUCUCCGGAAGAGCUCUUGCGGAACGCGACUGUGGAGGAGGCGGCGGAUGAAGAGCAGGAGGUGUCGAGGCGCGAGCGGCGGGCCCCGGAAGAGGGCUCCGUGCUGCUGUUCCCCGGGCAAGGCAGCCAGCGCGUGGGCAUGGGCAAGGAGCUGCUGGGCUGCCCGGCCGCUCGCGAGCUCUUCCGAGUCGCCGAGCGCGUGCUGGGCUACGACCUGCUGGACUUGUGCUUGAGUGGCCCGCCCGCCCAGCUCGACCGCACGGUGCACAGCCAGCCCGCCGUCUUUGUCUGCUCGCUGGCCGCCGUGGAGAAGCUGCACCAGCAGCAACCCGCGGUAAUUGAGAAUUGUGUUGCAGCCGCUGGAUUCAGCAUUGGAGAAUAUGCAGCUCUGGUUUUUGCAGGAGCUAUGGAGUAUGCAGAAGCUUUAUAUGCAGUAAAGGUACGUGCUGAAGCCAUGCAAGAGGCAUCAGAAGCUGUUCCAAGUGGAAUGCUGUCUGUCAUUGGCCGACGUAAUUCAGAUUAUGUUUCUGCCUGCGUAGAAGCUUCCCAGCAUUGUAAAUCAGUGGGCAUAGAAGAUCCUGUAUGUGAAGUUUCAAACUACCUGUUUCCUGAUGGCAGAGUCAUUGCAGGCCAUUUGCAGGCUCUGGAGUUUUUGCAACAAAAUGCCAAAAAAUACUCAUUUGCACGUGCGAAAAUGUUGCCAGUCAGUGGAGCUUUUCAUACUCGACUUAUGGAGUCAGCAGUUGGGCCUUUAUCUGAAGCCCUCGAAUUAAUCAGCAUCCAAAAGCCUCUCGUCCCUGUUUAUUCAAAUGUGACCAGCCAGAGAUACAUGCAGCCAAAACAGAUCAAGAAUUUGUUAGCAAAGCAGCUUAUUUCACCAGUGAAGUGGGAACAGACGAUGCAUGCCAUGUAUGAGAGGAGAAAAGGAGUAGGGUUUCCUUUCACUUAUGAGGUAGGGCCUGGUGGACAGCUUGGAAUGAUGCUCCAAAAGUGCAAUGUGAAGGCCUGGAAAUUCUAUAAAACUGUUGAUUUUUUUGAAGAUGAGGAAACAGAAGAAACAUAGAGAUAUUGGCAAGAAAAUGUUUUUAUGGUAGAUUCUGCUGCUGCCAUACUAAAUGUUACAUAAGUCCUUGUUUGCAGAGGAAUGUCAAUUGGGCUGCUGUAAGCAGUCACCAACCGACAACAGGAGAACUGAUAGAAGACAUCCCAUCUCCAGGCAGAGCUGGGCACGGAAGCUGUGCAGUUAAGUUGCAUGCUCCCACCAACAAAAGGAGCGUCAAACGGGUCCUGGUUCUUCAAGCUGAAAAGGUUGCCCACAGGAAGCCUUCAGUGCAAGACUUUAGAAACCUGGUAUGUGUACAUUUAACUGACAUGUUGAUCAUUUUAAAUAAACCUAAGACUUGUGAUGA
Molecule: messenger RNA, 1517 nt
Organism: Sphaerodactylus townsendi
Lineage: Eukaryota; Metazoa; Chordata; Lepidosauria; Squamata; Sphaerodactylidae
Gene: MCAT
Product: malonyl-CoA-acyl carrier protein transacylase
Exons: 4
Coding region: 29-1171 (380 amino acids)
Molecular function (GO): transferase activity
Source: RefSeq, a predicted model, not a curated record